Onychostoma macrolepis is the source of this 2743-nucleotide messenger RNA. Its product is annotated as E3 ubiquitin-protein ligase TRIM21-like. Gene Ontology annotation, molecular function: protein binding. The record is from RefSeq and is a predicted model, not a curated record. The transcript has 10 exons. NCBI's taxonomy places the organism in Eukaryota, Metazoa, Chordata, Actinopteri, Cypriniformes, Cyprinidae. The coding region runs from base 196 to 1395 and encodes 399 amino acids.
ACAGCCCGAAUGACGCUCGGCUCGUGUUCGGCUCUGCGAAGUCAUUGUAUGUAAACAAGGUCAAGUAUUCGCUGCAGCAUUCAUUCUCCUCUGACUCGCUGGACGACUUUCUCCGUGGAAGGACCCAUCCUGCGGCACAGCACACCUCUCACAGUUAUUUCCUCUGGUGAAGGAUUUCUGUGAGCAGCAGCCACCAUGAUGCAGUGUCUUCAGUUUCUGGUUGAACCGACCAGGAAUGUUACUGAGAAGUUUAAGGAGUUUCAUAAGAAGGUGAAAAAUGAGAAGAAAGAACCGCUGGACGAGAGCCAGCAGUUCAUUGUCAACCUGGCCAAGGAUCUGGGACGCGUCUGUCAGAGGUCAGAGGUGUUGGAGAACAUCUCAAAGAGUGAGGAUGUGUGGCCCACUCUCACCUGCAAGGCCUUCAUUCUGGAGUGGGCAUCGCUGCUAGAGAGCAAGAAAAGACCAAUGCUGACUGAUGGAUGGCCAGAGAGAAGUGACUGGAAGGAUCUGGCUCUGAGCAGUGAGCAGGAUAUGGAGAGCGCCAAGAGAGUCAUUCUCACCUGGACCAAAGACCUGAGGGCCCAACCUGAGCAAAGUGUGUGGCCUGGAGAGCAGGUGGUGGCGGCUUUGGAUGACUUUGAGAAUCACUGGAAAAAAGGUCGGAUGGCCACCCUGCAGUCGGCCAUGGAGCUGGUGUUCUGGAUGCUAAUCAACAAAGAACUAGACAAGGAGAACAUUCCGCAAAAGUGGCUUAUGUGGAAACAGAGGAGCCAAAAAAUAGGUUCCACCCCAUAUAUUCCUCAUGUAGUGUGGGACUGGAUCAGUGAUGCAGGAGUGGAGGUGACCCUUGACCUGGACACGGCCAACCCUGACCUGCUGAUCUCCGAGGACGAGAAGCGUAUGCGGUGCGGUUUCGAGCGCAAAGAAGUGCCCAACUAUCACCAGCGCUUCGACGGUUGGUGGUGUGCGGUGGGAACUGAAGGCUUCGCCUCUGGCCGCCAGUACUGGCAGGUGGAUGUGGGAGAAAUGGACUGGCGCAUUGGUGUGGCCAAAGAGUCCGCCUUGCGUAAGGGCUUCAAGUCCCUGAACACCGACACUGGCUACCUGAGCCUGCGGCUGGAGCGCGGCACGGAGCUGAAGGCCCUCACCGUGCCGUUCACCACCCUGCCGGCCACCUUGAUUCCUCGAAAGGUCGGCAUCUACCUAGACUACGACCAGGGCCAGCUGUCCUUCUACGACGCGGAGAACCGCUCCCACAUCUAUACCUACAACGAGACAUUUGACGAAAAGCUCUUCCCGCUCUUCGGAACGGUGGAGAUCGUGAAAGACCUGGUGAUCAGAUCCCCCAGGAACAGGAGCCACUGCCUGUGUCCUGGCAUAUGUCUGUGGGGUUGAGAUCCAGCCGAAUCUCACCGGAGCCCAGUGCUUAAUCUCUAGAACAGUGGUUUUCAACUGGACGCAACCUUAGUAUGUUGCCAUUUGUACAGAUAGGGUCACAGGAUCACAAAUGCAAGUCUUUUUACCCAUAGGGAUUUUGUCAAGUGAUUUAAGUCAUGAACCAAACCAACCAACAAUGAGGUGAAUCACAACAUUACAAACUCUGCUUAGAAAGGACUACAAUCCCAUGACGCAUUGUGAAUGACAUCAAUGAAAUAAAUAACAGUGGAGACACAUAUUUUAGUAGUUUGAGAGCAUUUGUGAGCUAUUGUGUCAUUCGCAGUGCAUCAUGGUAGAGGGUGGGUGCUAAAGAAUUAUAUUGGCACGGUUUGCUUUUUUCAGUUCCCUGAUUGGUGGAUAUUACUCUGUAGAAUCAUGGGUAAUGUUGUUUUUCACUGGAUGAGAAACAAUCAAAAUUCAAACGACAAUUAGAAAACGCUCAAGCUUUGAAGACAAUUUCCUUCUUCAGCCAAUACCAUUCCAGCUAACAAAACUAUAUUCUGACAACAUUUUGCUAACUUCUCAUUAAGCUAUGAAAGUGUUCUCCAAAACAUAGGGUUAUGUGAAGAAGGUUAGAGAAAACAUUAAGGGAAUAUUCCAUUUGAUCAUUUUGCAAACAUUACGGGAAUGUCACGUUUAAAUGUUCUCUAGGUAGCAACAAUUAGAUGAACAUCCAAUGUUUCAGAAAAAAAACAUCCCAUGAAUAAUCUAUAAAUAAUGUUUUGCAUGCUAAAGUUUUGAGAACAUUAUUAAAGUCCAGAUGUGACUUUAAACGAACAUUCUAUUAAUGUUACUGGAAGAACAUUUCUUCAUAGCUUUUGAGAGAACGCUGCCAUAACCUUGUUCACAGUUCUGAGAACAUUUCCUGUUAGCUGGUAUGCUAAUAAUUUUGCGAAAUUGUGAGCCUUAGCAGUUUAUAGUAAGAUUAAGAUGUUUGUGUAUUUGAUGCUAAGGACUACUUUUUGGGUGUUGGGUCACUUGAUGUAAAAUUUGGGUCCUGAAGCAAAACCAGUUGAGAACCAGUGUUCUAGACCUCAUUAGUAUUAGAUAAACCACUGGGCCAUAUUAGUUGGUCAGUUCGUAGUGAUUGACGGUGAUCCAUAGCAUUCACGACCAGUAAUUCCAUCAAGGUAGUGUAGGAUCUCUUUCAGCUACUGCUUCUGUGGUACUUCUGAACCUGCUGCUGUCUGCACCUUAUUAUAAUACAGUGUUCGCCUGCUCUGUCUGCACUUUCAUAUUCAUUUGACAAACUCAAAUCAUGACAUGAAAUGCACUUUAUGUGAAUAAUAAAUCAAAGUAAAUUCAA